Messenger RNA from Solanum tuberosum (potato), 1595 nucleotides. Its product is annotated as transcription factor UNE12-like. Gene Ontology annotation, molecular function: RNA polymerase II cis-regulatory region sequence-specific DNA binding; DNA-binding transcription factor activity, RNA polymerase II-specific; protein dimerization activity. Gene Ontology annotation, biological process: regulation of transcription by RNA polymerase II. The transcript is spliced from 7 exons. The coding region runs from base 28 to 918 and encodes 296 amino acids. The record is from RefSeq and is a predicted model, not a curated record. Gene Ontology annotation, cellular component: nucleus. Lineage: Eukaryota; Viridiplantae; Streptophyta; Magnoliopsida; Solanales; Solanaceae.
UAAACCCAAACUCCGGCAAACUCCGGCAUGGCGAACAACCCACCGGAGGUAUAUGCUGCCGAUGAUUUUCUCCAGCAAAUUCUGGCGAUUCCCUCUUAUGCUAGCCUGCCGGUAACUGAUAUAAGCGCCGGUACCUCAUCGGAGAAUUCAGCAUCUGGUAUCUCUCAGCUCCAGCAUCAGCGGCUGUUCCCGUUGGGGUUAAGCUUGGACAAUGGCUUUGCUGAUGCCAACAACACUGGAGGUUUUCAAGUGAAGACUGAAAGAGAAGCAAUGGACAUGGGGAAUUUAUACCCAGGUCUAGAACAUUUGCAAUCUCAUGCUGUUUGCCUCAGUGUUCCUCAAGUUCACCAAGUCCAGCCUUUUCAAGGCCACCCAACAUCAAGCACAACAGUAACAAUACCACACCAACCUGCAAUUCGUCCUAUGGUUCGGGCACGAAGAGGACAGGCCACUGAUCCACAUAGUAUUGCUGAGCGGUUAAGGAGAGAAAGGAUAUCAGAACGAAUAAAGGCUUUGCAGGAACUUGUCCCCAGCUGCAAUAAGACCGACAGGGCAGCAAUGCUUGAUGAGAUUCUGGACUAUGUGAAGUUCUUAAGGCUUCAAGUUAAGGUACUGAGCAUGAGUAGGCUGGGAGGAGCUAGCGCGGUGGCACAACUUGUUGCUGAUAUUCCAUUGCAGUCUGUUGAGGGAGACAGCUGUGAAAGUCGAUCCAACCAGCACGUCUGGGAGAAAUGGUCCGAUUCUGAAACAGAACAAGAGGUAGCAAAGCUCAUGGAGGAAGAUGUUGGAACAGCCAUGCAGUACCUUCAAUCGAAAUCACUCUGCAUCAUGCCUGUUUCACUUGCUGCACUUAUCUAUCCUACUCAGCAAACCGACAACCAAUCAAUGGUCAAGCCAGAACCAACGGCCCCAUCGUAGACUUCUAAGUUAUUGCAGGUGCAAUCAAGAACUCCUAAUUUCUUUUUGGCCCAUCCGUCUAUAUAUCCUUACCUAUUUUCUCUUGUAUCACCCUCUGAAAUCCUUCGGCAAUGCAAUCAAACACAAUUUUUGCUUUUAGCUCAACCAUUGGCCCCUUUAUCAACUUUCUUGAGUUUAGUCACACCUUGAACAAAGGCAACACUUAAGAGAGCAACCAAUCCAUUUGUAUCAUUGUAGGGAGGAGUGUAUUUUUUUUUUUUUCAAACUCUCUGUUAUUAGUUGCUUGUUCCCCCUUUUUUCUUGUGGGUUGGUUGUGACUCCUUGUAUCUUUUUUAUAGUGGAUAGCUAGUAAUGUAUUAUAAAAGAAAAUUGUCCCAGAUUGCAUUUGGUGGACUGUGUGGGGAGAAAGAAACCAAGUUUGUUUGAAGACAAAGUCAUUAGUAUACAGAAACUAAAGAUGAAAUGUUUAGGGCUUUUCUUUUUUUGGUGUAAACAUAGCUUAAUGGAGGAUUUAGAAUAUGAUGUACUAGAUUCCUUAUGAGAAGAUUAAGGAUUAGGAGCUUCUUCUUCUUUUUUCUUUUUAUUUUUUUGCUCAUCUGGAUGUAAAUAUGGGGGACUUACACACCCUUCGUGUAGUUUGUUAUUAAUACACAAAAAUGUUACCUGUUCAAAAAAAA